Molecule: messenger RNA, 2355 nt
Organism: Laccaria bicolor S238N-H82
Lineage: Eukaryota; Fungi; Basidiomycota; Agaricomycetes; Agaricales; Hydnangiaceae
Exons: 12
Coding region: 1-2355 (784 amino acids)
Cellular component (GO): intracellular anatomical structure; spliceosomal complex
Molecular function (GO): ATP binding; RNA binding
Source: RefSeq, a predicted model, not a curated record
AUGUGGACUUGGCCGAAAAAGCCUGCUUACCGCAUAAUUUUGUCACUGGACCCUGCCUUUGUUGACAAGCUUAGCGCCGUCUGUCUUAUCGGCACCGAUAUCAUAUCUGAUCUUUCUCACCCACCAUCACUUACAGACAACCCGUAUCUCGCGCACCAUUAUAAUGGGAGAAAGGGGGCAGCACCCGAGCCCGCACCAAGUCCAAGAAUAAAGGAGCCGUUGUAUGGUUUUUUGCCACGAAAAGUGAUUGGAGAACAAGUUCGCAAAGCUAUGGAUGGAGACAUAAAUCCUUUCACAAAACAGCCUCAUUCGUCUCAAUACAAGAAGAUUCUUGAAGCGCGGAAGAAACUACCCGUUUUUACGCAAAUGGACGAGUUCUUGAAAAUCUUCAGCGAAAACCAGAUAAUCAUCUUGGUCGGCGAGACAGGAUCGGGAAAGACGACACAAAUCCCACAAUUCGUUGCCUAUUCAGACUUGCCACAUACCAAAGGCAAACUUGUGGCAUGCACACAACCUAGGAGGGUAGCAGCGAUGUCAGUCGCUAAACGUGUGGCCGAUGAAAUGGACGCUUGCUCAACUGAGUCAACUCCCACAGUCCAGCUGGGCCGACACGUUGGUUACUCAAUCCGUUUCGAGGACAUGACAGAACCUGGAACAACCUUUCUCAGCUACAUGACGGAUGGUACGCUUCUACGCGAAGCCACGAAUGACCCCAGCCUUGAGCGAUAUUCCACCAUCAUUCUUGACGAAGCCCACGAACGCACUCUUGCCACCGAUAUCCUCAUGGGUCUGCUGAAAGGUGUUGCCAAGAGGCGGCUUGACCUCAAAAUCAUCGUUAUGUCGGCCACCCUCGAUGCCGCCAAGUUCCAGAAACACUUCAGCCUACGCUCCGGCGUCUUAGCAACAGUCUUCAACGUCCAAGGUCGGACACAUCCGGUGGAGAUCUUCUACACGCAAGAACCAGAACCCGACUACCUGGAGGCUGCUAUCCGAACAGUACUCAUGAUUCAUCGCGCUGAAGCUGAAGGUGACGUUUUGUUGUUCUUGACUGGGGAGGAAGAAAUCGAGGACGCAUGUCGCAAGAUCAAGGUAGACGCCGAUGAUCUCAUCAAGCAAGAUUCGGAGUCUGUCGGUCCCCUUGUGUGCAUACCUCUCUACUCGUCCCUCCCCCCACAACAACAACAACGGAUAUUCGACGCACCUCCUGCUACCCGGUCGACUGGUGGCCCACCAGGACGGAAAGUCGUCGUAUCGACGAACAUUGCAGAAACGUCGCUGACGAUCGACGGAAUCGUUUAUGUGGUAGACCCGGGCUUUUCGAAGCAGAAAAUUUACAAUCCGAUAAUACGCGUGGAGAGCCAGUUCGUCAGCGCCAUAUCAAAAGCGUCUGCUCGACAGAGGGCUGGACGUGCAGGACGUACUAAGCCAGGAAAGUGCUACCGGCUGUUCACUGAGAAGGACUUUAUAUCGGAGCUGGAGGAGCAGACUCAUCCUGAGAUUUUGAAGUCUAAUCUGAGUAAUACAGUACUGGAAAUGGCUAAACUCGGAAUCAAGGAUCUUGUCCGAUUUGGUUAUGUUGAUGCCCCUCCACCUGAGACGCUUAUGAGGGCACUAGAACUAUUGAAUUACCUCUCGGCUUUAGACGACGACGGGAACCUCACCGCCCUAGGUGCUACGAUGGCCGAGUUUCCUCUAGACCCGCAGCUAUCGAAGCUGCUGAUUGUUAGCUCAGAAUUCAAAUGCAGUAAUGAGAUGUUGACGAUCACCGCGAUGAUGUCAGUACCCAAUGUGUGGCUUCGACCGAACAAUCAAAGACAACAGGCGGACGCUGCAAAGGCUCUAUUGACAGUUCCUGACGGAGAUCAUCUGACGUUGUUGAAUGUUUAUAACCAGUACAUGCAAAAUAUACAUGACAAGAACUGGACAUGGACACACUACCUCUCCCAUCGUGCGCUGCAACAAGCAGACAAUGUUCGUGCGCAGCUACAGCGGACGAUGGAGCGCUUCGAUAUAGACUUGGUGUCACUCUCAGACGAGAAGAAGCUAUACACCAACAUCCGACAAGCCUUGGUCGUUGGCCUCCAUCCAUCCUGCGGUCUGGAUACCCAACCUGAGUGGGUCCUCUUCAACGAAUUCGUGCUGACCACCCGACCGUACAUCCGCACCGUGUCGGAAGUUAGGCCUGAAUGGCUCCUUGAGUACGCAGGAAACUAUUUCGAUCUCUCGACCUUCAUCGAUGGAGAGACGAAGCGAGCGUUGCAGCUCGUUAUCAACAAGAGGGCAGGCAAGUUUUCGAAGAGGAUUGAUAGUGGGAAGGACAACCGUAAAGCUAGGAAGCAAAAGAGCAAUCGUUGA